GCACUUUCCCAACUGAGCUGCUUCCCCAGCUGUCAUGAGUACUCUGUGACAAAGACCAGCACACUUGUGUCUGUCCAGUCAGAAAUUAUUGGAGAACAAUAAAUUCACAAGGUGCAGCUGUCCAUAUACUUCCUUGGAUUCCUAAAGCGCAGCCACAUUUCCCAUCCCUGGGCUGUUGUUCUGAUAUCUAGCCAUGCAUCGCAGGUCAAGAGGGAUCAAUGCCGGGCUCCUGCUGCUCCUUUCCCAGAUCUUCCACGUUGGGAUCAACAACAUACCACCCGUCACUCUAGCAACUCUGGCUGUCAAUGUCUGGUUCUUUCUGUAUCCCUUGAAGUCCCUGUACAGUGCCUGCCUCAGUGUGGAGAAGUGCUUCCAUCAAAAAGACUGGCAGCGUCUGCUGCUCUCUCCUCUUCACCAUGCUGACGAUUGGCAUCUGUACUUUAACAUGGUGUCCAUGCUCUGGAAAGGAAUACAUCUGGAGAGAAGACUGGGAAGUCGAUGGUUUGCCUACAUCAUCGCCACCUUCUCCUUACUCACUGGGGUGGUCUAUCUGCUCUUGGAGUUGGCAGUUGCUGAACUGAUGGAUGAGCCUGACUUCAGAAGGAAUUGUGCUGUAGGUUUCUCAGGUGUUUUGUUUGCCUUGAAAGUUCUGAACAACCAUUAUUGCCCUGGAGGCUUUGUCAGCGUCCUGGGCUUCCCUGUCCCCAACAGAUUUGCGUGUUGGGCAGAACUUGUGGCGAUUCAUUUCUUCACCCCAGGGACGUCCUUCGCUGGACAUCUGGCUGGAAUUCUUGUUGGACUCAUGUAUACUCAGGGUCCUCUGAAGAAAGUCAUGGAAACAUGUGCAGGCAUUUUUCCCUUCAAUAUUGGAUACCCAGGAUACCAAUACUACUUUAAUAGCUCGGGCCCCUCUGGGUAUCAGAAUCACUACCCAGAUGGCAGGGCAGGGUUCUACGAAGAGCCUCACAGGAACUACGAUGUCUACACAGCGGGACUGAGUGAGGAGGAGCAGCUGGAAAGAGCGUUAAGAGCCAGCCUCUGGGACCAAGGAAAUACCAGAAGUAGCCCGCCGCCCUAUGGCUUUUGGCUGUCCCCAGAAGAAGAAAUGAGGAGGCUUCACAGAUUCGAUGGCCAGUGAGAUGGCCCAGCAUACUGGGAAGAUGUGCUCCAGGCCAGUUGUGUGAUCCAAUUGCUUCACUCCCCAGCCCACUAAUUGGUUUUAAACAAAAGCAGAGUAUACCAUUACUAUCCCAGAUUCCUCCUGCCUGCCCCGUGGUCCCUGUGAGUCCAGUCUGUGUCUGGCUUGUCCAAGGCAGCUCACGAAUUUCCCGGGGUAGUCAUCUGGUCUUGUUCUCUAUAUCCAACUGAAGGGCACUUCCUCAACACUGCCAACAGUUUCCACACUUCCUUCCUUCCCACUGACUCAAUGGCACAUCCACACUGUGUGGGAGUUAAAGACGGUGACUAUUGCAAGAGGUUUUGUUUCCCCACAUUGGGGCUCGUUCUGCCUGGGGUGGUGGAUGCACAGCUUCGCAGGGCAUCUCCUGGCCUGUGUCCCAUGAUGGCUUGGGAAGAGGCAGUGGCUUCCUUCCCAGUUUGUUCUAGUCUCCUUCACCAUACAACUCACAUUCCCUCUCUGGGACUGGCUGGUGUUCACAACCUGCUGAAGAGGCGUAAGAAACCCCAAGGGGCACCAAAACAGCCCAAGGGGAAGAAAACACCUGCCCACCCCAUUAGCUGCCAGGUGGCCCCAGCAAUCUGGCCCCACAGCGACCUCUCCAGGGACAGUGUGUGUGCGCCCAGGAGAUGGGACUUGCAGUUUAAUCAACAAAGCAGCAGCAGGUGCCUUGGACCAAGCAGAGCAAAGGCGUUCAGUCCCUGUAAAUCCUCCUUGUAGGAAGUACCUUUUUUCCUUGUAAAAGUGCCUUUUCAUUGGCUGCUAUUCAGCUGUUUGUCCUGAAAGAAGGGUCCAGUACAUGCUCAGGGGCUACACUGUCCAGUACACAGACUUGCCAAACCAUUUGAGGCAUUUCCUGGUGCUUGUGUUUGGAAGUAAAAGGACAGAGCCAGAACCUCACUAACAUCUUACUCCCUUGGAACUAUUUAUGAAGAAAGUAGAGACAAAAAAGGAUCCUUCUAUGUUGACUUAGCUACCAUUCAUACACAGCAAGUAGUAGAUGUCCCUUUGUUAUGCAGGGUGCACAUGUCAGGAAGGGGGAUGCCAAAUGUUGACACAGACUGUCUUUGGGGUGGAGCACAUGGCACUUAGCUUUCCCUUGUUUAUAGUUUUAUAUUGCUAUUUUUAAAAAUGUGUAUAUGUAUGUAUUACAUUUGCAGUCAGGAAAGUUGAUUUCUAUUAAAAAAAAAAAGGCAAGACACAUGUAGCUAGUGAAAUAAAUGUAAAGAUUUAUUCUCUUUGUUCUUAAGAACAUCCUCAGUGCAAAUAAAUACCUGAUUUUAAAAUCACCUGUGUUCCCACCACUUGGAGGUGGAGCCGUAUUUUGAGCUGUAUUGCUGUCUGUUCUUUGUGUAACUGUGAUAAAUCUUGGAGUACACUGUACAGCUUUGUACCGAGUUGUUCAUCUGAAUUUUCUGGGAGUGGCCCUGACGCCUACACGAAGAUGACCACAGCAUCCACCAGCAUCUGCGCUCUGGCCACCUAGCUGGACAGUGGUGCCCAGAGCUCCUUGGUUUAACUCACAACUGAUGUAGAGCUGCAGCUCGUUGAUAAUAUGCACUCUGUCUGGGAGCCUGAUCGACUUAUACUGUCAAUUAGAAUGGUCAAGCUGUCUCCCAAACUGGAAGUCUGAUUUCUCUACCAAGUCAGAACUCAUUCUUCAAGGCUAUCUGCUGACCAAGCCUGGACACUCUUCCACAUUCAUGGCUAGCUCUCCCUACUUAGGAAACUCUGCAUACCCCAGGUCAUGCCCGAGGUUGCCCCGAGCAAAGCCUGAUCUUAUCUUCCCAUGGCUCUCCCUCUCCUCCUUCCUCAACCCAAAUGUUGUGGAAAGGCUCAUGAAACAUUAAUGUUCCACCAAAGUCUUAAAUUGCAUUAGAAGUCCAUCCAAUUAUUUAUCCAAGUACUUGGUUAUUUUGUAUGUAGCUUGAGUCCAAUAGUAGUACCUGCUUCUCUGUUUAUUUUAUCAGAUACAAAGACACUGGGAUUCCAUUUUUGAAUGCAGAGUUAUAAUAUGCAUGUUUUAUUUAUUUAUGGAGUAUAAUAUCACCAACAUGUAAUACCUAUGUGGGAAAGGUUGUUAUAGUUAUUAAUAUAAACCAAUUAUUUUUUCAUAAUAAAGAUGUUCUGGCAAUGA
Jaculus jaculus (lesser Egyptian jerboa) is the source of this 3314-nucleotide messenger RNA. It is a transcript of the gene Rhbdd1, whose product is annotated as rhomboid domain containing 1. Gene Ontology annotation, molecular function: serine-type endopeptidase activity. NCBI's taxonomy places the organism in Eukaryota, Metazoa, Chordata, Mammalia, Rodentia, Dipodidae. Gene Ontology annotation, cellular component: membrane. The record is from RefSeq and is a predicted model, not a curated record. Bases 194 to 1138 code for a protein of 314 amino acids. The transcript is spliced from 7 exons.